Closterium sp. Naga37s-1 is the source of this 1101-nucleotide messenger RNA. The record is from the annotation of a GenBank genome assembly. Lineage: Eukaryota; Viridiplantae; Streptophyta; Zygnematophyceae; Desmidiales; Closteriaceae.
AUGGUGACGCACAAGGACUGGGAGGAGAAGGGGAGGAAGCAGCAGACUGGGAGAAACUUUGAGAUGUCGGUGUUGGAUGUGGAGUGGUGGAAGAAGGUGGAUACCUUCGUGAAGGUGAUGGAGCUGCCGUACAAGGUGAUGAGGAAGACGGAUGGGCCGGCGAAGGGGAUGAUGGGGGCAAUGUACGACAUAAUGCUGCAGCUGACGGAGGACUUGUCGGCGCUGUUGGAGAGCGCGGAUUGUCAGCUCAGCGAGGAGGAUAAGGAGGGGUUGCAGGAGCAUUUGAGGCGGCGUUGGGACGAGAGUAUGGCCUGCCCUCUUCACGUGGUAGGCCGGAUUCUGAACCUGGUCAACCAGGAGGAGGGGAUCUACCUCAAGGACGUUGAGUGCACCAGGGUGAUGAAGGCCUGGCUGUCGCGCUCGAGGGCCUUCGUCGACAAGUACUGGAAGAAGGACGGCGAGACGACUGGAACGAUGAUGGCGCUGCAGGAGGGGAUGCUGGCGUACAUUGAGGGCAGGGGGUGCUUUGGGUCGGAGGAGGCGAUAGAGGGGCGUGCGUUGGGGUCGGAGAAGGUGCGCGACCUGGUGUUCGUGGCGCACAACUGGAAGGUUGUGCACGGCCACCACCAGGGUGCAGCUGUUGCAGGGCCAAGUGGGGAAGUCAGGAAGGCGGGGGUAGUGGAGGGGAACAUUCCCACCCCUCCCCUCCCCGAGGGGUACAUGUUGGAGGAGGAUGGGGAGAGGGAGGUGGACGAGGACGACAUGAUGGUCGACGAGGGUGAACUGUGCGGAGGCGGUCAACUUCGCCCCGUGCGACUGGCUGCCGUGGGGGGCGCUCAGUGUGGAGCGCUACCGGCUGUUCCGCCGCAAGUCCAUCCUCUCACACGAGGAGAUGCUGUGUGUGCUGCUGCUGAACCAGCAGCGGGGGCUGCUAGCGGGGGAGAGGCGGGUGGCGGGGGCGGAGGUGCGGAGGGUGGUGGAGGGGGAGAGGCGGGCGAGGGACGUGGUGUGGGCGCAGGGCACAGUGAGGAGCGCACGCAUGGCGCCCCAUGCGCGCCCAGAUGCCAUCACAGAGGAGGAGGUACUGUUCAUGGCUCCUGA